AUGAGUGGAGAUUUCAAAACCAAUUUCGCGGCCGACUUCCUCAUGGGAGGUGUCUCAGCGGCCAUUUCAAAAACAGUAGUUGCGCCAAUCGAGAGAGUAAAAAUGCUUAUCCAGACUCAGGAUUCGAUACCAGAAAUCAAAUCAGGACAAGUGGAAAGAUAUUCAGGAUUAAUCAACUGCUUUAAGAGAGUGUCGCAAGAGCAGGGUGUCAUGUCCUUCUGGAGAGGAAACACAGCUAACAUUAUUCGUUACUUCCCAACCCAAGCUUUCAAUUUUGCCUUCAAAGAUUAUUUUAAAAAUGUUUUUCCCAAAUAUGACAAGAACGCAGAUUUUACGAAAUUUUUCUGUGUCAACAUUUUAUCCGGAGCAACAGCAGGUGCUAUUUCUCUCUUAAUUGUAUACCCUCUAGAUUUCGCAAGAACAAGAUUGGCAUCGGAUAUCGGUAAAGGGAAGGACAGACAAUUCACGGGAUUAUUUGAUUGCUUAACAAAAAUAUAUAAACAAACCGGUUUGUUGUCUCUGUACAGUGGUUUCGGCGUUUCGGUCACAGGUAUCAUUGUCUAUCGAGGUUCCUAUUUUGGACUAUACGACAGUGCCAAAGCUCUCCUAUUUAAUAACGAUAAAAAUACUAAUAUUAUCUUAAAAUGGGCAGUUGCACAAUCUGUCACCAUACUAGCUGGACUCAUUUCCUACCCCUUCGAUACUGUCAGAAGGAGAAUGAUGAUGAUGUCUGGAAGGAAGGCAAAGGAAGAAAUUCAAUACAAAAGUACCCUCGACUGUUGGUAUAAAAUAAUUAAGAAUGAGGGAUUUGCUGGAUUCUUUAAAGGCGCUUGGGCUAAUGUUAUUAGAGGAGCGGGAGGCGCUCUUGUGCUCGUUUUUUACGAUGAAUUACAGAAGUUGAUGUAA
This is a messenger RNA of Plasmodium knowlesi strain H, 906 nucleotides long. RefSeq names its product ADP/ATP transporter on adenylate translocase, putative. Gene Ontology annotation, molecular function: ATP:ADP antiporter activity. The transcript has a single exon. Gene Ontology annotation, cellular component: mitochondrial inner membrane. Lineage: Eukaryota; Apicomplexa; Aconoidasida; Haemosporida; Plasmodiidae. Gene Ontology annotation, biological process: mitochondrial ATP transmembrane transport; mitochondrial ADP transmembrane transport. The record is from RefSeq and is a predicted model, not a curated record. Bases 1 to 906 code for a protein of 301 amino acids.